Molecule: messenger RNA, 1492 nt
Organism: Oncorhynchus mykiss (rainbow trout)
Lineage: Eukaryota; Metazoa; Chordata; Actinopteri; Salmoniformes; Salmonidae
Product: phosphatidylinositol-4,5-bisphosphate 4-phosphatase 2
Biological process (GO): phosphatidylinositol dephosphorylation
Cellular component (GO): lysosomal membrane; phagocytic vesicle membrane; plasma membrane
Molecular function (GO): phosphatidylinositol-4,5-bisphosphate 4-phosphatase activity
Source: RefSeq, a predicted model, not a curated record
CUGUGCCUGGGUGGAACGGGUUGGGUUGGGGUGUCUGGCUCUCUCUCUGCAUUCAGUCGCUCACAACCCUCCCACCCGGUCCCGUUGAGGUCUGUGUAGCUCCACCUCCGAGGAAGUGCCCUCUCCGGAGCAGUAGGCUACCACGGAUCUGCUGGCCGCCCCCUCCCAAGGAAACACUGGCCAGAGGAGAGGCUCCGCCGCAUCGGCUCUACUUCUUCUCGGUGUUUAUUCGUCUGGUUUGGGUGAACUGCUGCCGCCAUGGCCGACGAAGGCAUGGAUGAACGGUCCCCGCUGCUCUCAGCACCGAACUCUGGGAAUGUCACACCGUCGGGACCGCCUUCGUACCUGCAGGACACGAGCCCGAGAGCUGAACUCCCUCCCCCCUACACAGCCAUCGCCAGUCCCGACCCAGGGGGGGUACCCGUCAUCAACUGCCGGGUGUGUCAGUCUCUCAUUAACCUGGAUGGCAAGCUUCAUCAGCACGUGGUGAAGUGUACUGUGUGCAACGAGGCCACGCCCAUCAAAAACCCACCGACUGGGAAGAAGUAUGUACGCUGUCCCUGUAACUGUCUCCUCAUCUGCAAAGACUCAUCUAGGAGGAUAGGAUGCCCCAGACCCAACUGCAGACGCAUCAUCAACCUGAGCCCGGUGAUGGUGAUUCCAGAGGAGCAGCCGGCCCAGCCGGCCCUGCCAGUCCAGCCUGAGGGCACGAGGGUGGUCUGUGGCCACUGUGGAAACGCCUUCCUUUGGAUGGAGCUCCGAUUUAACACACUAGCAAAAUGCCCUCACUGCAAAAAAAUAUCGUCUGUGGGUAGCGCUCUUCCAAGGAGGCGUUGUUGUGCCUACAUCACUGUGGGACUGAUCUGCAUCUUUAUCGGAGUGGGAUUAACAGUGGGCACUCAGGACUUUGCCAGUCGUUACCAUGCCACCUAUGUGUCCUGGGCGUUCUCCUACCUCCUGGGUCUGAUCUGUCUGAUACGAGCUUGUUACUGGGGAGCCAUCAAAGUCAGCUAUCCAGAGAACAGCUUUUCCUAGACAGACAGACCAUCAAAGUCAGCUAUCCAGAGAACAGCUUUUCCUAGACAGACAGACGGUUGUACUGUAAAUCUUCCUUUAAGUUGUUCACGUUGUUGUUGUUUCGAUUCUGACAGCUCCAAGGUCAGUCCGGUCACUCCUGGUCCUGGAGAAAACAGAAAUCCAGCCCGGGUUUUGCAAUUAACUCAAGAAAUCAGAUCAGUAAUUAAGAUAUUAAUUGGUUCGAUAAAUCAUAAAGUGUGAUUUAAGUAAUUGAUAUUGAAAUGAAGAAACUUGACUUUGGUAAAUAUGAUGAUUACAAAGAAAGCCAGGUGGCUGGAUUCCAUUUCCUGGACUGGCUGACUGACUGGCUGACUGACUGACUGGUUGACUGACUGACUGACUGAGUGACUGGUUGACUGACUGACUGGUUGACUGACUGACUGACUGACUGGUUGACUGACUGACUGGCUGGCUG